Molecule: messenger RNA, 255 nt
Organism: Prorocentrum cordatum
Lineage: Eukaryota; Dinophyceae; Prorocentrales; Prorocentraceae
Source: the annotation of a GenBank genome assembly
GCACGGCUCACCAUGUCGGACAAGACAAGACUGGUCGUGAGCUCUCCUGGCAUCGGGAAGGAGCUGAUCUCCUCGCCCACCGCAGUUGGCAUUCCAGUCAAACUAACUGGUUCAGCGGUGGACCUCGGCGUGGAUGCUGCAGGUGCUAAGUGGCGGAGCCAGAAGAAGUUCCGCAUGCGGCUCAAGAGGGCCAAGUUGCGUUCCAACCAGACCCACAGCUGCGCUGACUGCAUGGGAGCCACAAGGUUGCGCAAG